ACCGAGCUUGGCGGGCAAUCUGGGUGUCUGCAGCAGGGUCUCAAGUGUCUGCCGCCGCUGGCAUGGUUCGCCCACUAAACUGCAUCGUCGCGGUGUCCCAGAACAUGGGCAUCGGCAAGAAUGGGGACCUGCCCUGGCCCUCGCUCAGAAAUGAAUACAGUUAUUUCCGAAGAAUGACCACAACCUCAUCCGUAGAAGGUAAACAGAAUUUGGUGAUUAUGGGUAGGAAGACUUGGUUCUCCAUUCCUGAGAAAAAUCGGCCUUUAAAAGACAGAAUUAAUGUAGUUCUCAGUAGAGAACUCAAGGAACCUCCACAAGGGGCUCAUUUUCUUGCCAAAAGUCUGGAUGAUGCCUUAAAACUUAUUGAACAACCAGAAUUAACAAACAAAGUAGAUAUGGUUUGGAUAGUAGGAGGCAGUUCUGUUUAUAAGGAAGCCAUAAAUAAAUCAGGCCAUAUUAGACUGUUUGUGACAAGGAUCAUGCAAGAAUUUGAAAGUGAUACAUUUUUUCCAGAAAUUGAUUUGAAGAAAUAUAAACUUCUCCCAGAAUACCCAGGUGUUCUUUCUGAUGUCCAGGAAGAGAAAGGCAUUAAGUACAAAUUUGAAGUAUAUGAAAAGAAUGAUUAAUGAGAAGGUGUUUUCUGAUCUUUUUCAAGUUUUCCCCCUCCAAAAAUUAUAUAUUUUGAUAUUUUUUAAAUGUAUUGAUUUUAUAUCUGUAUUGAUUUUAUUUCCACGCAUUGUGUGUAUAUUUCCCAUUAAUCGUAACAGGACUAUAUCAGAUACCACUUAAGAAAUAUUUCUUGCUUUUACUGUUUAGAUGCCUAUGAAAGAUAUAGCCUUAGGCUCCCUGGAUAUCAUAUCUACCAAAGCAGCUCCAGAUGGGAGAGUCAGUCCACAGAUAACACGACUUGAAACCAGGGCCCAUAGAGAUAGGAGCUAGGCAGUUGAAAAGUCAGAAAUGAAUUAUAAACACAAGGGCUAGAACAGAUAACAGAAGAAAAUCAGAUCAAAACAGUGACUGUGAGUUCCCCAGUGCAUGUGAUACUUCUGAAAAAAGUUCUGCUCACUCAGAAUCACUAAGUGAGAACACCAGCAUAUUCAAUAGGGAUAAUAAAGAAGCAAGGUAAAAGUAGGAGACUACCUUUUUGAUGGUUAAAAGAGAAGGCAUGAGGCCCUCCCUGGUGGCGCAGCAGGUUAAAGCACAGCACUGAGAA
Messenger RNA from Condylura cristata (star-nosed mole), 1213 nucleotides. It is a transcript of the gene DHFR, whose product is annotated as dihydrofolate reductase. The coding region runs from base 63 to 626 and encodes 187 amino acids. The transcript is spliced from 6 exons. The record is from RefSeq and is a predicted model, not a curated record. NCBI's taxonomy places the organism in Eukaryota, Metazoa, Chordata, Mammalia, Eulipotyphla, Talpidae. Gene Ontology annotation, cellular component: mitochondrion. Gene Ontology annotation, biological process: glycine biosynthetic process; folic acid metabolic process; dihydrofolate metabolic process. Gene Ontology annotation, molecular function: dihydrofolate reductase activity; NADP binding.